CAGGCUUGCAGCAGAGCCCAUCGCAGUUGACUGUUUGAGCAGCCCACCCCUCUCUGCAGUAUGCAUGUUCGUCAGGGAAUCCGCGAAGCGCUCACGUCCCAGCAGUGUACUUCACCGGCCAGAGACCAUCUACCAAAGAGCCGAGGAUAAUAAAAGUGGAUGUGGCAGACGGACAGGAGGCGGAAAGCCCGGAGUGACCGGAGGAAUACAGUAUUACUACAGGAAUACAGGCUGCCACUCUCCUCUGAACGUGGACAAUCAUGCAUGUGCUCUUCUGGGGCUUGGGGUUCCUGCUAUUCCCUGAUUUCUUGAAUGUAGUCGCAUCUACAGGGAAAUUGCUUUUGAACUCAAGCACAGUAAAAGACGAGAUCGGCAUUUAUGAGAUUGUAACACCGGUGCGGGUGAAUGAAGACGGUGACAAGCUUCCAACUAGUGUGCACUUCAAGAGAAAAAGACGAAGUUUGGACGAAAGCACCGGUAAUACUACGGAUCACUGGGCCUCGCCAAAUAUUCACUACAGGAUAUCUGCUUUUGGACAGAAUUAUCACCUCAAUCUCACGCUGGAUUCGGGAUUUAUCGCACCUCUUUACACUGUGACAGUACUUGGAGUACCCCGAGGAGAUAACAUAACGGAUUUUGCAACAGAUGGGGAGGAAGAACAGGAGGAGGAGGACACGGAGUUAAGACACUGCUUCUAUAAGGGACAAGUAAAUGCACAAGCAGAACAUGCCGCGGUCAUCAGUUUGUGCUCCGGACUGCUUGGCACUUUCAGGUCUCCAGAUGGGGAGUAUUUUGUUGAGCCCUUACACAGCUACCAAGGAGAACACUAUGAAGAGGAACACACAAAACCUCAUAUUGUGUACAAGAAGAGUGCACCCAAGAAACAGUCAUCUGGGGAGAACUCAGCUUGUGACACUUCAGGGCACAAACACAGACACAAGAGGCACAAGCUUAAAGGAAGGCCAGUGGCUGACGUGACCACCGUUUCCAAUGCUGCCCCUGUGGUCAGUACUGGUGUAUUCACUGACUUAGAGUCACUGAGUGCCAGCCUUGCCAGCGAUCCUCUGCUCAGAUCACAGAGCAGCAGUGCUAGUGCUCGACCAUCAAAUGAUAGCAGCGGUGACUCAGGACCUCACAGGAGAUCAAAGCGCUUCCUCUCCUACCCGCGCUUCGUUGAAGUCAUGCUGGUGGCCGACAGCAAAAUGGUGGAGCAUCAUGGCAGCAAUCUACAGCACUACAUACUCACAUUAAUGUCCAUCGUAUCCUCUAUCUAUAAAGACCCCAGCAUUGGAAACCUGAUCAACAUCGUGAUUGUGAAGUUAGUAAUAAUCAACAAUGAGCUGGAUGGUCCAGUCAUUUCUUUUAAUGCACAGACCACUUUAAAGAACUUCUGCAUUUGGCAACAGAGCCAAAACAUUCUGGAUGAUAACCACCAUUCACACCACGACACCGCCAUCCUCAUCACCAGGCAGGACAUCUGUAGAGCAAGGGAUAAGUGUGACACUUUAGGACUUGCAGAGCUGGGUACCGUGUGUGAUCCAUACAGGAGCUGCAGCAUAAGUGAAGACAAUGGACUCAGCACUGCCUUCACCAUCGCCCAUGAACUUGGCCAUGUGUUCAAUAUGCCUCAUGACGACAGUAACAAGUGUAAGGAAGAUGGAGUUAAGAUUCAGCAACAUGUAAUGGCUCCCACACUUAACUACAACACAAACCCGUGGAUGUGGUCCAAGUGUAGCAGGAAGUACAUCACAGAGUUCCUUGACACAGGAUAUGGUGAGUGCUUGCUUGAUGAGCCAGUUUCUAGGCCAUACAGUCUCUCGCAGCAGCUGCCUGGACGGAUAUACAAUGUCAAUAAACAGUGUGAAUUGAUAUUUGGGCCAGGGACACAGGUGUGCCCUUAUAUGACCCAGUGUAGGAGGCUGUGGUGCACCAGUCCUGAGGGUGCCCAAAGAGGCUGCAGGACUCAGCAUAUGCCCUGGGCAGACGGCACAGACUGCUCCCCUGGAAAGCAUUGCAAACAUGGCCUGUGUAUAGCCAAAGAACAUGAUGCCACACCUGUGGAGGGGGCAUGGGGAGUUUGGAGUCCCUUUGGUACCUGUUCGCGAACAUGCGGCGGGGGAAUCAAGAUUGCUGUUCGCGAAUGCAACCGACCCGUGCCCAGGAAUGGAGGAAUGUAUUGUGUUGGCCGCAGAAUGAAGUUCCGUUCCUGUAACUCUGAGCCCUGCUCCAGGCAGAAGAAAGACUUCAGGGAGGAGCAAUGCGCAGCUUUCGAUGGCAGGCACUUUAACAUCAACGGUCUACCUCCUAAUGUUCGCUGGGUACCCAAGUACAGCGGAAUCCUGAUGAAGGACAGGUGUAAGCUGUUCUGCAGGGUGGCAGGCAGCACAGCCUACUAUCAGCUCAGGGACCGAGUUAUUGAUGGCACACCAUGCGGACCCGAUACCAACGACAUCUGUGUCCAGGGCCUGUGCAGGCAAGCAGGCUGUGACCAUGUACUGAACUCUAAAGCCAGAAGGGACAAGUGUGGUGUGUGCGGAGGCGAUAACUCUUCCUGCAAAACUGUGGCGGGCACCUUCAACAUCGUCCGCUAUGGCUAUAAUGAAGUUGUGCGAAUACCCAGUGGUGCAACAAAUAUAGAUGUGCGUCAGCACAGCUAUUCAGGGAAACCGGAGGAUGACAACUACCUCGCCAUAUCAAAUAGCCGUGGAGAGUUCCUGCUUAAUGGAGAGUUUGUGGUCAGCAUGUUCAAAAGGGAAAUCAAAGUGGGGAAUGCCAUCAUAGAGUACAGUGGCUCUGACCAUGUCAUUGAGAGGAUCAACUGCACUGAGCGCAUAGAGGAGGAGAUCAUUGUCCAGGUGCUGUCUGUAGGGAACCUUUACAACCCAGAUGUCAGGUACUCUUUUAACAUCCCCAUAGAGGACAAACCUCAGCAGUUCUUCUGGGAUGCCUAUGGGCCCUGGCAGGAGUGCAGCCGUCUGUGCCAAGGAGAGCGCAAGCGUAAGAUUCUCUGUAGCAGAGAGUCCGACCGGGUGGUGGUGUCAGACCAGAGGUGUCACGGUACAGCUAGACCUGCUGUCAUCAAUGAGUCCUGCAAUACUGAAUGUGAACUCAGGUGGCAUGUGGCUCGCAAGAGUGAGUGUACGGCCCAGUGUGGCCUGGGAUAUCGAACCCUGGAAAUUUACUGUGCCAAAAUCAGCCAUACAGAUGGGAAGACCCAGAAGGUUGAUGACCGCUACUGUAGCGGUCAACGCAAGCCUGAUGACAAGGAAGGUUGCCAUGGUGACUGCAAUCCGGGUGGCUGGGAGUACUCAUCUUGGUCGGAGUGCUCCAAAAGCUGUGGUGGGGGAACCCGCCGUCGAGGGGCAGUGUGUCGAAAGGCAGCUGAGGCUGGCGGCGAUGAGAGCAAAUGCAGUCAAAGGGACAAACUGACCGUCCAACCCUGCAAUGAAUUUCUCUGUCCACAAUGGAAGACUGGCGACUGGUCUGAAUGCCUCGUAACAUGUGGGAAAGGCUAUAAGCAUCGUCAGACAUGGUGUCAGUUUGGUGAGGACCGUUUAGAUGACCGCUUUUGUGGCUCGUCUAAACCUGAGUCUGUGCAGACUUGCCAGCAGCAGGAGUGUGCCUCUUGGCAGGUCGGACCCUGGGGACAAUGCACUACCUCAUGUGGGCCAGGCUACCAGAUGCGAGCAGUGAAGUGUGUAGUUGGCUCUUAUGGUGCUGUCAUGGAUGACACUGAAUGUAAUGCUGCCACCCGACCCACUGAUACCCAGGACUGUGAACUGGCUCAGUGUCCCAGCAGCCAUCCUAUUCUCCCAGGGACCAAAGUCCCCUCCCACCAGGGCUCUAAAACUCAGUGGCGGUUUGGUUCCUGGACCCAGUGUAGUGCCAGCUGUGGCAAAGGGACACGCAUGCGGUACGUGAGUUGCCGUGACAACCAGGGCGGUGUGGCAGAAGAGUCAGCGUGUGCCCACCUACCAAAACCCCCUGCCAGGGAAGUGUGCUCAGUAGUGGCCUGCGGACAGUGGAAGGUGCUGGAAUGGACAGUGUGCUCAGUAACCUGUGGUCAGGGGAAGACGACACGGCAGGUACUGUGCGUCAACUUCAGUGAACAAGAAGUGAAUGAGAGUGAGUGUGACCUAGACGAUCGUCCCACCACAGAGCAGGACUGUGCCAUGUCUCAAUGCCCCUCCCGUUCCAGUGAGUCCCGACCUUUCCCAUCCUUGCCAAACACCAGCAGAGGGAACAACCUGCCACGAAGCCAAUCCCACCAAUGGCGGACUGGACCCUGGGGCGCGUGUUCCAGCACAUGUGCAGGAGGUUUCCAGCGGCGCGUAGUUGUGUGCCAGGAUGAGAAUGGGUAUCCUGCCAAUAGCUGUGAGGACCGCAGCCGGCCCAGUGAGCAACGAUCCUGUGAGUCGGGGCCAUGUCCACAGUGGGUCUAUGGCAACUGGGGGGAGUGCACCAAGCCAUGUGGAGGUGGGAUAAAAACAAGGCUGGUGGUGUGUCAGCGUCCAAACGGCGAGCGUUUCAAUGAUCUGAGCUGCGAGAUCCACGACAAGCCCCCAGAUCGUGAGCAGUGCAAUACUCAGCCGUGCCCAUCUAGCCCCCAUUGGAGCACAGACCCAUGGAGCUCGUGCUCAGCCUCCUGUGGAAGAGGGUUCAAGUCCCGUAAAGUAAGCUGUGUGACUGGGUCAGGCCGUCCCGUUACAGAGGAAAACUGCCAGCCUCUGUCCCCCAAACCCAGCAAGCAGAGGCGCUGCCGAGGAGGAAGAUGUCCCAAGUGGAAGACUGGCAACUGGGGAGAGUGUUCUGCAUCGUGUGGAGACGGCAUCCAGCGUCGGGAGGUCUCUUGCCAGGUCGGAGGCCGACAGAGCCCCCAGGAGAGAGGCUGCUCUCAGCGGUCAAGACCUGCGUCCAGCCAGAGCUGCCGGGUGGCUGAGUGUCCCUCUCGGUACCGCUGGAGAGAAGGAGAAUGGCAGCCGUGCAGUAAGUCAUGUGGAGAAGGCCACCGAAGACGACCAUUGCAGUGUGUGGACCACAAUCAGCAGGAAGUACAUGAGAUCUACUGUGUAAACCAGAUCAGACCUCCAGACAUAGAAAGCUGUAAAACUGAGGCCUGUGGGUUCAUUUGGAUCACAGGAGAAUGGACUGAGUGCUCCUCCAGCUGUGGCCAGGGCUACCGUCAGCGUCUGAUCUCCUGCAGCGAGGUGCAUGUGGAGAAUGACAACUAUGAGUACAGCCAUCAGUCUUUGUCCAACUGUCCAGGGACCCCUGAGAGCUACAUGACUUGCAUGGACCCCUGCCCGCCUCCACAGGAGUGGAGGGUUGGAAUCUGGGGUUCGUGUUCAGCCAGCUGUGGAGAAGGAGUGAUGGAAAGGACAGUGCAGUGCGUGUCAGCGGAUGGCCAGCAAAGCAAUAAGUGUUCCCUAGAUGCCAUUCCAGAGGCCAGAAAAAUCUGCAGAAAUCCAGGCUGCCACUUGCCCUCUAGCUGUAUGGAGGUCCAGAGCAUGAGCAGACCCCUCUCAGACAGUGAACACCUUCUGAAUAUUCAAGGAAAGGCAAUCAAGGUCUACUGUGCAGGAAUGCAGACAGAGGCUCCACAGGAGUACAUUUCCUUGACGACUGGGGAAGGGGAGAAUUUUUCAGAGAUCUUCGCCUUCAGGCUCAAUGACCCCACCCAGUGUCCAGCCAAUGGCUCGAGAAGAGAGGAUUGUGACUGUCGGAGAGACUACACUGCCGCUGGCACAACCACCUUCUCUAAAGUCCGCCUUGACCUCAGCAAUAUGAAGAUCAUCACUACAGAUUGGCAGUUUGCUUUCACCCGUGAAGGCAAGAGUGUUCCUUUUGCGACAGCUGGAGACUGCUACAGUGGAGCUCGUUGUCCACAGGGCCGAUUCAAGAUCAACCUCUCAGGAACCGGUUUUAAGGUGACUGAGGACGCCUCAUGGAUCUCUCAGGGCAACUAUGCAGUGGUUGAUGUACAAAAAUCACAGGAUGGCAGCAGAGUGUCAGGAAUGUGUGGAGGCUACUGUGGUAAAUGUACGCCAUCAUCCAGCUCCAGUCUGCCAGUAACAGUGGAAAGGACCUAAAGGUGCUCAUUGUGUCCAAGUUGCCCUCAUCUAUGGUGCUACAAACCCGUCCCUCACAUGACCUCUUUUACUCAUGUGUGUAUAGUGUAAAUUAGUCUGGUGUAAGUACUGUACAAAGCAGGAUAAGAAUGCCUUAUUUAUUAUACUCCCCAUUUAUUUUUGUAUAAUAUAAUUUAACAAGUUUGUGUUCCUUUUGAUAUUUUACCUCAGAAUUAUUCCACACUUUAUGCCAUAUGUUGCUAUUGAGAUCCUUUCAGUGAGUUGUGUUUAUUCUGAUAAUGUUAGAGUUGCAGGGAGGUGUCACUGAUCAGUAAGUCAUUGUUUUGACACAUGGCACAUGCACAGAUGCCUAACAUAACCAUAGACCUGUUUUACACUGUGUGCUGUUGGGCAGCUCUGUUAGAAGUAUUUUUUGGUUUAGAGAAGUGCUCACUUUCUUUUUGUAAAUGUAUGUCCCAGUCCAACAUUCUUCUUUCUCAUGGGCAAUUGUCGUUCUGCUAAUUUCACUUAUUGGGCUGCUGCAAUCCGUGGAAGUCUUAGAGACUUGAUGCCUCACACACCAGGACUCCUCUCACCUUGUUUUACUGUUGAUAUGUUAUAUCUCUAUAGCUUAACAAUUACAAAGCAAGGGAUCAUUAAUCAACUGGAUUGUGCAACUUCAACCGUAAGCAGUUACAGAACUGGACAGGAGAGAGGAAAUCGAGUAAAGUUGAUUUUAUGCAUUUUUAUGAUCCAUGCAACAGCAUCAAUAUGAUCCUAAAUAUUUUUGAUUCGUAAGAAGAUUCCGUCAUACUUUUGGCUGGUUUGAAGGAAGAAAAUAAACAUAGCUGUAACUUUCUUCUCAGGUAGAAGAACAGCUGGUAUGAAGAUAAUUAACAUUUUUAAAGCGUUCUAAGCAUGAAGUGUGUGUUAGGCAGGAAGGGUCAAAAAUAGGGAGGAAGUAAGAUGUUUACUGACACACUGUAACACUUUACUUGAUCAUAAGGAAAUGCUAUAGGCUACAAGAGCUGAAGAGAUUAUUUUGCCAGACAUCAGAGAGAACCAAGCUCUCUUAUUUCUUGCAUAUCGCUCUGAUAGUGUGCAGUGACCAGAGAGCCAUUAGCCUCUAGCUUUUCCAGAGCAGACAGGUUAUCUUAUCUGGAGCAGCAUUAAAGAAAGACUUCACCUCUGGGCAAUAAAGGAUACACAGGAGAUAUAAUGCGCUGGUCUGGCCCUGGGGACACCUCAAACUUUAAAGCUCACAGGCACUGCAGUAUGAUUUCUGUCCAGCUGCUGCCUGUACAGUAAACAAUUGGCUUCUGCACCUCAUAUUCCUCUCUCCCUGUUUGCUUUUGAGCAUCUGCCUUAACUAUACAUGUUGGUCCUUCAGGUUUUAAGCUGUCUGACUUGUUUUUCUGACAAUAUCAGGGUACUUUCUGUGUUUAUGUAUGUCCUUGAAUGCAGUGAACAGACUUUUUCUUUCCAGAUACAUUGAUGGACACAGGAAGGAUUUGAAUAGUACAGAAAAAUAGAAUACACAGAAACACAUUUUUACACUCAUGAAGCCUUAACUGUGUGUAAGUUAGAUAUUUAGGGUACAUACUGUAUGUAAAACUUAUUAAGAAGCCAUAUGUUGUUUUAAUUAGACUGUCUUUAUAUUGUGCUAUUUCAGUGUCUAAUGUGAUAAUAUGCAAUUACAACCAAAGGGAAUUUCACUGUCUUAAAAUGCCACUAAACUAGUAGAAAAACACCUGUAAAGACAGGGAAGUAAACAAAUUGUGCCUUAACAUUUGCAGCUGAAAAAUGCACUUCUCAUUGUGAAUGUCAAAGCUUAGUUCUGUCAAUGUUCUCAGGUGCCAUAAAUGAAGGGACUAUUAUGAUACUGAAGUGUGUUUAUCUUAUUUUACACAGUUGUCUCAUUGUAAUCAGAUGACUGAAAAUGUACCAUUGAAUUUAUCAAUGUAAAGUGCCUUUAUAAAUGCUCUAUUUUACAUACAAAUAUUUAUAUCUGUGAAUGUACAUAAACAUUGACCAUAAAAAAACAUGAAGUAUUACCAUCAAAUUAACUGUCUGCCAGGUCGUUCUGUUUUGUGAAUAUUUAUGUUUAAAUGUCAUAACUGCAUGUAUUGUUAAAGCAGAGUUUGGUGCUGCCAAAUGAAAAGCAUGAAUAUAUAUUUGAUUAGAUAUGACGAUAAUCAGAAGGAAAUUAAAUGCCUGAUACAUUCCACACUU
Notolabrus celidotus (New Zealand spotty) is the source of this 8300-nucleotide messenger RNA. RefSeq names its product A disintegrin and metalloproteinase with thrombospondin motifs 9-like. Gene Ontology annotation, molecular function: zinc ion binding; metalloendopeptidase activity. Gene Ontology annotation, cellular component: extracellular matrix. The record is from RefSeq and is a predicted model, not a curated record. Lineage: Eukaryota; Metazoa; Chordata; Actinopteri; Labriformes; Labridae. Gene Ontology annotation, biological process: extracellular matrix organization; proteolysis.